Molecule: messenger RNA, 396 nt
Organism: Fraxinus pennsylvanica
Lineage: Eukaryota; Viridiplantae; Streptophyta; Magnoliopsida; Lamiales; Oleaceae
Source: the annotation of a GenBank genome assembly
AUGGCAAAGAAGAAAACAGUUUAUGGCACAAGAUCAACAGUAACUGGAACAGAUACUGAUCUGUAUACAUUAAGCAUGGAAGAUGUAAAAGAGCUUUCAUUUAUUCUUGGGAUAUCUUUGCCAUUGCUUUUAUCGAGGAUUCACUGUCCUGCCAAAGCUAAUUAUGCCUGGAAAUGGUUCUCAUUGAAGCAGAAAAUCAAGGAUGAUGCUGGUGAAUUUCAAACCGCUAAAUUAACUGUCUAUGAUUUUUUCACUGAUAACCGUAACAUUGAUUUGCCCUAUAUAGCCGAUCUUCCUUGUAUCAAUGUCAGGAAUCCUAAGCGUCCAGCUUACUUCCCUAUCGAGCUAUGUUCAUUGGUGUAUUCUCAUGCUCGUCCUUUUCUUCAACAAAUCUGA